Messenger RNA from Papaver somniferum (opium poppy), 1429 nucleotides. Its product is annotated as SKP1-like protein 21. The coding region runs from base 300 to 1175 and encodes 291 amino acids. The transcript is spliced from 2 exons. Lineage: Eukaryota; Viridiplantae; Streptophyta; Magnoliopsida; Ranunculales; Papaveraceae. Gene Ontology annotation, molecular function: cullin family protein binding. Gene Ontology annotation, biological process: SCF-dependent proteasomal ubiquitin-dependent protein catabolic process. Gene Ontology annotation, cellular component: cytoplasm; nucleus. The record is from RefSeq and is a predicted model, not a curated record.
AUAAAGGAAAUUGCAUAAAUGAACCUUGCAUAAUUUGGUCUAACUAUCACCCGAUUAAGCCGUUAGUCAAUUACGUACUUGGUCAAAACGUUAAUAGAAUUAACGUCAGUUAUGUUAAUAAAACUCGAUAUCCAGUCCGUUUCGUCGUCUCUCUCUUCCGCUCUUCGUUCAUUACGUUUUGUCAUUCUGCCCGCUUCAAUCAAAACCAGUGGUGGUCGGAUUCAGCCAGUCGCAGUAGUAGAACAACGGUACUUUCAUUCACCUUACAGUGGAAUAGGGGACAUCUCCGAACCACGGCUAUGAAGUCUUACAUCUGGUUACGAACUUUUGAUGGUUCAAUCGAGCAAGUAGAAGAAGAGGUUGCCAUGGUUAUCCCGAUGGUUUGCAGAGAAGUGUUCCAAAAUAGCACUGGAUCAUCAAAGAAGACUGCUAUUCCACUUCCGGAACGAGUCACUAAUACAGAUAUAUUAAGCUUAGUACUCGAUUAUUGUAGGUUUCACCAAGUGCUGGGUCGCUCUGAUAGGGAGCGCAGAUCUUUUGAUGAGAAGUUCAUCAGAAUUGAUCAAGAAAGGUUAUGUGACUUAGCUGCUGCUGCUCACAGUUUAAAACUGAAACCUUUGGUUGAUCUCACCUGCAAAGCACUUGCUCGGAUGAUUGAAGGGAAAACAACUGAGGAAAUUCGCGAGACAUUUCACAUACCUGAUGAUCUCACAGAGGAGGAGAAGUUGGAGCCUAUAAGAAACAUGCCUGAUGAUUCGCGAAUCAGGCUGCUCAAUCGACUUUAUGCCAAAAAGAGGAAAGAAUUGAAGGAGAAAGAGAAGCAGAAGGCUGCUGAGGUUGAACAAGAGCAGGUGGACGUUGAGUGCUCUGUUGACGAUCUGUUGUCAUUUAUCAAUGAUGAUUCUAAGGUGGUUAAAGCUCCUAAACAUAAAAAGAAAAACCGUAAAAGGAAAGAUAAGCUAAAAGACUCAUGUGAUAAAGACAAGAAGGAACUUCCUUGUGCAGUUUUAAAAGGUGAAGUAAGCACCGGUUCUUCUAGUCAGAUUUCAGAAGUCCACGGUUUAGCAGAUGACUUUGAAGAUAAUGAGCUAGACCCCGCAAUGAAGGAAGAAAUCGACAGGGAAGUAGAGGAAUUUGCUAGGAGAUUGAAUUUAGAUUGGAAGGAGAUCCAUUGAUUAGGCCGACAAGGAAAACAUGCUCCUACUUCACUGAACGGAAUGGUUCCUUGAGGAGAUACCUUACCCUAUUAGGCUAGACUCAAAAUAGAGACUUCGAUGCUGUUUUCAAACAUUUGUUUGUAUGUUUUCUUCUUCUUUGAAAAAUAAUUUGCCUGAGAAUGAAAUUUUGAUUCAUGUGUGGAACAGCUUAUGUAAUGUUCAGAACGAUAGAGAAAUUUUAAUUUUACUUCUGACAAACAAAUAAACAUAAA